AUGAUCUAUGGCGAAGGUCUCAACACUAACACCCACAGCAGCUCAGACAAAUUUUCUAUUCCCCAUCCAACCAUCGAACUCUCGCUCGACAAGACUCUCAAUGCCGGCAACCCUGACGGCUGCUUUACUUCUCAGAAGGAAGACAUGAAGCCUGCAACAAACAAUGCACAAGUCACCGCCUCUGCUCCCACAUAUGAUGACCAUCCGCACGAGAAUGAGUCGAUGCUCUUGUCCACGAAUGCGCUACGCGCCGUACUGCAUGUUGUCGAGAAUCUCGUGCCCUGGACAAUCAUGCCAUGUCACCUCGGCCUGAACCCUGUGGCUAGCACGACCCCACUCAAUGGUAAGUGGCCAUUACUCAGCCUGUGCACUGCGAACAGGUCGCGUUCAUCGGGUCCUGGUGUGAUGCCUGUCAACUCGACUACGAACACCACCAGCUCUGCCCCUGGUGGUGUCAAGGCAAAGUGCUCGAACUGCGGCAUUAACCCACACUCUGCUGUGGUGUCGCGGUCUCAACAACGAGCUCAGCUGCAACACCUGAGAGCUCUACUACAAGCUACACAAAUGCUCCUGUCCUAA
Molecule: messenger RNA, 579 nt
Organism: Phanerochaete carnosa HHB-10118-sp
Lineage: Eukaryota; Fungi; Basidiomycota; Agaricomycetes; Polyporales; Phanerochaetaceae
Exons: 2
Coding region: 1-579 (192 amino acids)
Source: RefSeq, a predicted model, not a curated record